AUGCUUAUGGAUAACUUUACAAAGACCUAUAAAACUAAGCAAUGCAGGAACUUUUCAAGCUCGAUAGGCUGCACCUUAGGCCUGCUUUGCAAUUUUUAUCACACAGAAGAGGACCGUCGAAGGCUUCCAGAUCAAACUUAUGAGCCUAUCCUCUGUAUAGAAGCUGUGAUCUCUGAUGUAUGUGCCCAUGAAUCUUGCCAAUACUGCAGAAACCAAGUGGAGUAUUUAUUCCACCCUUCAAAUUAUAAAACUAAAGAAUGCAUAUAUAGAAGGGCAAGCCGUGAAUGUAUUCAUAAAAUGUGCCCAUAUACACAUCCUGAAGAUAAAUCAAUAUCUCAGCAAGUCGAAGAAAUUAAAGCAUUUGAGCCGUCUAUUAUAGUGCCAGCAGUAGAAUUAGCCUCACCUGAAGAAAGAAAGUUUUAUAUCUACAAAGAAGAAAUUAUUACCUAUAUGAUAAAUAUAAAUUUAUAUAAAAAUAAUAAUAGCCUAAUCUCAAAUAAAAUUGAGGGUUUUCCUAAUAAUUUACUUGUAAAAUUUAUACAAAAAAUAGAAAAAAUAUGAAGAUCGAAAAACUGAAUUUAAAUCUUGCUCUUAUAAGUCAUUUAAUGUGGCCUACGCUGUAGAUCUCGUAGUUCCAUACGUCAGCGCAUUUUUAAAUACAGAAGGAGGGACCCUUUAUUAUGGAAUCAGAGAUGAUGGAAUGGUGACUGGCGUCAUUUUAACGAGAAAAGUUAGAGAUAAUUUUAUUGUCACUUUGGACUCAAAUUUAAAUAGAUUUAGCCCUCAUUUGACUGGGGAUGAAUAUGAAAUAAAAUUUGUGGACGUCAUGAAGAAGGAGGAUUUGAAGAAAAUCAAUGAUAUGUAUGUCAUUGAGAUUAAAGUGGAGAAAAGCAAAAAUAAUGAAGUUUAUUUUACACAUAAGAGUGAAGCUUAUAUUAAAAGAGAUGCAAGCAUCACACAGCUGAAAGGAUUGUCAUUAGUUAAGUUUUAUGAAAAACGAAAAGGAGCGGCGUCUGGAGGGGCUACAUCUGAAGGAGCUGCGCCAUAG
Messenger RNA from Blepharisma stoltei, 1048 nucleotides. Lineage: Eukaryota; Ciliophora; Heterotrichea; Heterotrichida; Blepharismidae. The record is from the annotation of a GenBank genome assembly.